Molecule: messenger RNA, 1448 nt
Organism: Lactuca sativa (garden lettuce)
Lineage: Eukaryota; Viridiplantae; Streptophyta; Magnoliopsida; Asterales; Asteraceae
Product: NDR1/HIN1-like protein 12
Biological process (GO): defense response to other organism
Cellular component (GO): plasma membrane; plasmodesma
Source: RefSeq, a predicted model, not a curated record
UCAUAUAAUAUUAAUUCAGAAAACAAACACCAAAACAGCUUGUAAUUGUUACAUUCAACUAGCUAAUAGGUACACAUUACCUUAUACAAUACUUGUCAUGUACCACAAGAAAUACCUAUACCUUCUAAUGUACAACUAGACUAGCAUGAUGUACUUCCUUCAAAAGCAACCUAAAAGGUCACCUAAAGAUAACAAGUAGCAACACCUUCAAUAUUCUUUACUUUCUACCACCACAACACCUCCACUAACCAUCCCUUUCAUCUUCGGCCACCCUCAAAAUAAAAACCCCACCACCACAUUACCCUCUUUUCACCAAUUUUUAAAACUAACCCCCAAUCUCUUCCCACUUCCCACCACCACCAUGAACACCCCACACCACCAAAUCAACAUCCAUCACACCCCAGAUGCCCGCCACAAUCCCAUUGGUCGUCUACCGGAUGACCGUCAUAAUCCUGGCGACCGUCUACGAGAUGGCCGCCAUAAUCCUGACAGUCGUAUAGAUGGCCGCCAUAAUCCUGGCGAACAUUUAGUAAAUGUCUGUCAUAAUCCUGAUGACCAUAUAGACGAUGGUCAUCAGGUAAUAACAGGGAAUCAUAAUGCCCUUUACAACAAACACCAUGUGAAAGAAAGUCUAACCACUCGCAUAACAAAGCUAAUAUGCGGGAUUUUUCUUGGUAUUUUGUUCACGGUUGGCCUAGCAACGUUCAUUUUAUGGCUAAGUUUGCGUCCACAUCGUCCUAGGUUCUAUAUACAAGAAUUCUCCAUCUCUAAUUUAGCUGACCCUAACGGAUUUUCAACUGCCCGGAUAACAUUCAACGUGACUGCCCGAAACCUGAAUCUUGAUAUAGGCAUCUACUACGACACAAUGAAUCUAACAAUCUAUCAUCAAGAUCAAACAAUCGCAGAAUCACCAAUACUGUUUCCAUUCUAUCAAUCACCCAAGAGCGCACACUUAAUCUAUGGCACAUUGUCAGGACCCACAUUAAGGAUUGACCGGGUCCGUUGGGGGCAACUUUUUGAUGCCCGAAAACGUGGGGUAGUUCCGUUUAGGGUUGACGUGGCAUCAUCGAUUCGGUUUAAGGUGUCGACGUGGGGCAGCAGGCAUCAUAAGAUGCAUGCCAAUUGUGAAAUUGGGGUUGGGUCAAAUGGGGUGAUAUUACGAAGCGAUGAGAAAAAGAGAUGUCCAGUUUAUUUUACUUAAUGAUGUUAGUUUUCUCCGUGUGUAUGUACUUUGUGCAUGAAUGAUUGUACUUUAUGUGAUGGAUUUGCAACUUCUAAACGAAGCAAGAUGUCAAAAAGACAAGUUUACAACUAAGCAAAUACAGAGAAGAGUUUUCCAAUGUCCAAAGGUUAACUUUCCAUCAAAGAGACAACAAGAAAGUGCCCCAUAAAGCUAAAAAGAAGAUUCAUUUCAACAAAAAGACUAUUUCUUAAGAACAUAAAUUUGA